Messenger RNA from Entamoeba invadens IP1, 1188 nucleotides. RefSeq lists its product as hypothetical. The coding region runs from base 1 to 1188 and encodes 395 amino acids. The transcript has a single exon. The record is from RefSeq and is a predicted model, not a curated record. NCBI's taxonomy places the organism in Eukaryota, Evosea, Mastigamoebida, Endamoebidae.
AUGUUCCAUUUCAACCCAAUUUCUAUAAGUAAGAAUACUAUAAAGUACUUUCCACAUAUAGAAACGCUCAACAUAAGGUGCAAUGAAGACGAAACUUUUGGAAAUGAUGUGUUUAAUGAUAAUUUAAACACACUUCCAAUUGUAAAUAAAAAUAAAAUCAACUUUUAUCAAAUUAAAGUGUGGUGUUCAGUUACAUAUAUUUGUGUUCAUAUCCACAAAGGCGCAAAUAUUCAAUAUAAAAAUGUCAUUUAUACGAAAGAAGACCGAGUCAAAUAUUUUGAUAAAGUGGUACCAAAAAUGGUCACAAAAUUGGGAAACGAAUGCUUUUAUAAAACACAAAUAUCAUCUAUAGAAAUUCCAAAUACAGUCACUUGUCUUCAAGCGAACUGUUUUGCAGAAUGUUUACGAUUAACAUCAAUAACACUACCUUCUAUGUUACAAGAAAUUGGAACACAUUGUUUUAUAAAGUGUUAUGAUCUCACUUCUUUAAAUAUACCAAAUUCAGUUAAUAAUUUUGGAGAAAAUUGUUUUAAUCAAUGUUAUGGGUUAACAUCAAUUAGUAUUCCCAACACAAUUGCUGUUCUUCCAGAUUUUUGUUUCUUUAAAUGCACAACACUACAAAGUGUCACUUUUCCCUCUCGCAUUCGAAAUAUCAAUCAAAUGUGUUUUGCGGAUUGUUAUUCGUUGGAAAGAGUUAAUAUAUCAAAUUGUGAAUGUUCAAUUAGGCGCAAUGCAUUUUGGUCUUGCACCAAUUUGAAAUCAGUAAUUAUAAAUGGAAAUGUAUCAGAAAUAAAUAAAGGGUGUUUUGAGUUUUGCAAUGCAUUGGUCGAUGUUCAGCUGCCCAAUUGUGUCUCGAAAAUAGGCAAAACAUGUUUUAGAUAUUGUAUUUUUCUUCACGACAUCAAGCUUCCAAUUGGAUUAAAAGAAAUUCCUAAAAAAUGUUUUUGUAACUGUUUUAAUUUGGAAAAAGUUAUUGUACCAGAAAAUGUAAGUAAAAUUGGAAAAGGUGCAUUUUUAGGGUGUGAAAUUUUGACUAAUAUCUCGAUCACAAGUCGUGUAAAAAUACUCGAAAAACGAUGUUUCUACUCGUGUAAGUCGCUAGAAAUUGAAAUACCAAAUUCAGUGACUUCAAUCGGAAAAGAAUGUUUUGAAAAAUGUAAAAAUGUUGUUAUACAUACAGACCAAUAA